This is a messenger RNA of Penicillium cataractarum, 702 nucleotides long. RefSeq names its product DUF2841 domain-containing protein. NCBI's taxonomy places the organism in Eukaryota, Fungi, Ascomycota, Eurotiomycetes, Eurotiales, Aspergillaceae. The transcript is spliced from 2 exons. The record is from RefSeq and is a predicted model, not a curated record. Bases 1 to 702 code for a protein of 233 amino acids.
AUGUACCGCUUGAUGUCGCAGCAACGGUCCUCUAAAUACGGAGAUUUGGAAGCCUACGCACUAUUGAGGUCCCGGAGGACGAGAGUGGCAACACAGCCCGGGCAAAGAUUGCCAAUUCGAAAGCAGACGAAGGAUUUGUAUUAUUGGCAACCUCAGUCCUUUCAAGCUCACUAUCCCGACCUUGAACUGCUCGACACAAGCUUGAAUGCUCUCCCGAAACGUCUUACCUGCGAUGAAGACUCGUUACCAAUGCAAGAUCCAGCAGCCAUGGUCCAUGUCUAUGAGAGAGCUUUCGAGAAUCUUCAGCAGGCCAACUGCCGUGUCCUUGCCAAGGCGUAUAUCAAGAUGCUUGAGCCAAGAAAGCAAGUGAACUACCCGUACAAUGGACGGAGGUCAGUCGGAGGAAGAAAAGUGCAAUUUGAUCCAGAGGUGACAAAACCGCCCUGGUGGCCUUCCCAAGUGCGCCACCACGAGCCAGAUCAUCUCAAGAAAGCUGAGCGUAUCCGACUUCUUAUCCACAUUGUCCGCGAGCUGCACACGAGCCAUGGGAUAACCGUGGAUACACUCAAAGCCGCAGAUCGAUCUAUUCGAGAUAAAAUUCGACCAAGAAGUAGACUCCAAUUUCUCGAGGAAAUGUACAGUAUAAGAGAAGUGGAAGAACGAUUGAUCAGUAGGCAGACCGGUAACACCUUUACAACAUAA